Amyelois transitella is the source of this 3077-nucleotide messenger RNA. Its product is annotated as membrane alanyl aminopeptidase. NCBI's taxonomy places the organism in Eukaryota, Metazoa, Arthropoda, Insecta, Lepidoptera, Pyralidae. Gene Ontology annotation, molecular function: zinc ion binding; metalloaminopeptidase activity; peptide binding. Gene Ontology annotation, cellular component: cytoplasm. Gene Ontology annotation, biological process: proteolysis; peptide catabolic process. The coding region runs from base 162 to 3032 and encodes 956 amino acids. The transcript has 16 exons. The record is from RefSeq and is a predicted model, not a curated record.
UAUCAAUCCAAACAACGAUUAGUUCUUUAGUGAUAAUCGGAAUUUUGAUAAAUGCCAAUAAAAUUAAUCAUUUGAUCUAUAUUCAAAGGACGGACGGAUUUUACCGAAAUUUUAAUCGUGUUGUGGUUAACACUUAAUGGAGGACAUUUCUUUAAUCAGAAAUGUCCAAGACAACAUUAUUUAGUUUGGUGCUAUUCCUGGCUUUUGCCAGAGGUGAUUUUCACCAAUUCGCUUGGGGCCAACCCUAUUGGGUGUUUGAUAUACCAGAAAUGCCCGAAGUAAUUACAAGGGGCGGUGAACAAGCAUACAGACUGCCAAAAACUGUUGUACCUAUUAUAUAUGACAUAUAUAUUCAUCUGUUUUUUGAUGAAAACGAGGAUAGCCCGUUCACAUAUGACGGAUGGGAGUCAAUUAUUAUACAAGCAACCGCCCCGAAUGUUACCCAUAUAAUACUACAUUCAAACGUAGACUUUAUCAAACGGUUAAAUCUAUACAACGAACAAGGUUCACCGGUCCGCCUUAAUCCUAUACUCCCAUUCCAAACGGAACCUUCAUACCAUUUCUUAAUAAUCAACCUAUUAUCACCUCUUAUAGUUGGUGUUAAUUACACAUUACAUAUAGGUUACUCUGGUUCUAUAAACGAAGGACCAAUGAAAAAAGGUAUAUGGAGAGGAUGGUACAUUGAUGAUGAGGGCAACGAAAGAAUAUACGUCACAACUCAUUUCCAACCCUACAUGACAAGACAAGCUUUCCCAUGCUGGGAUGAACCUGAAUUCAAGGCCGCCUUCAGACUCCAUCUUUCGGCACCAAGAUCAUAUCGUGGAACUUUCUCCAACACUGGAGUUGAAUAUUUCAACUUCAUCGGAACUGAUCGAAUCAUAGAGCAUUUCCGUCUCACGCCGAAGAUGUCUCCGUACCUUGUCACUUUCUUGGUAAGCGAGACAUUUCAAGUGAUCGCGGAGAAUUCAUCCUUCACUCCUCCAAUCAGGAUCAUCGGAAGAUCCAAUAUAGCCGGUCUGGGCGAUCAUGCUUUAGACCUGGUUGUAAAGAUGACCACGUUUUACGAUGAAUACUUCCAAAUGCCAUACUCGACGUUACAUGAAAAUCUGACGAAUGACCACGUUAUAUCACCUGAUUGGGAAUCCGCCGGUACUGAAAACUGGGGCAUGGUCAGUUAUAGAGAAUUGUUCAUGAUAAUAGAUCCACGGGAGACCAUCAUGUCCACAGAACAAUACUCAGCCACGCUCGCAUCCCACGAACUUGCCCACAUCUGGUUUGGCAACCUUGUCACUUGCCAAUGGUGGAACAACACCUGGAUGAAUGAGGGCUUCGCCAGUUACUUCGGGUAUAUUGGUGCUAAUGAAAUGUUCCCAGAGUACCGUCUAGACGAACAGUUCAACUCUCGGUACCUCAAAAACACUCUGGAUUUCGAUUCCCGUACUUGGAGUUCCCCAUUGAACCACGCCGUCUACACCCCAGAGCAGGUGACCAACAAUUUUGGCACCAUCAGUUACUCUAAAGGUGCUGUUUUUGUUAGAAUGACCGCUGACAUCAUCACACAGGAGACCUUCAGGAAAGCCUGCCGGUACUUCUUGGAGAGAAACAAAUUUAAGCCCGCCGAUCAAUACGACUUGUUAAAUGCUUUCUCUGAUGCCAUCACUGAGGAUAAUAGCUUAAGUAUAUAUCAGCACUUCAACUUUACCGAAUACUAUCGCGUUUGGGUCAAUGAACCUGGAUAUCCUAUACUCAACGUUAACGUCAAUCAUGUUACUGGUGAAAUGGCUUUACAUCAGCAACGCUUUUUCAUCAGUGCCAAUACUAAAACCACAGGUCGCAUUUACCCCAUACCUAUCACCUAUUCUACCGCAAGAAGUGCUGAUUUUGAGAAUAUAAGACCAAUUUACAUGAUGUCAUCAGAGAGGGCAGUUUUAAACAAGACCGCUGGCGAAGAAUGGGUCAUUUUCAACCAUCUUCAGCACGGACUCUACAGAGUUAACUAUGACGACAGAACUUGGGAUUUGAUCGCGGAAGCUUUACGGGACACACCAAUUCACCACUUAAAUCGAGCUCAAAUAGUUGAAGAUGUUUUUGCCCUUAUGCGGUCUGGCAGAAUGACCCAUAGCAAAGGAUUUUACAUCCUGCAAUUCCUUCAAGCGGAAAUCAACUAUCACGUUUGGUAUGUGGCAAUUAACGGGUACUCAUGGCUAAGGGAAAGACUUGGACACUUGCCAGAGAGCCUAGCUGAAUUCGAUUCCUAUAUACUCGGCUACAUGCAAAACGUCAUUGAAGCUGUAGAUUUUGAACCAAGCACUAAUGAAGAACCUACCGUAAGCCUCACGAGACAAGAAGUCUUGCAGUUUGCAUGUGCCCUUGGACAUAAGGCGUGUGUUGAGGACUCCAUAUCAAGAUUUCUUGCAAUGAGAAAUGGCACAUGGAUAGACCCCAGAAUCCGUAAGAAUGUCUACAUGACGGGUAUUCGUCACGGGAGCACUGAAGACUUCGAUUUCCUCAUGAACAGACUGCUAAAUUCUAACUACGCGAAUGAUCAAUCCGAAAUGCUAAGAGGGUUAGCAUCUACCACAUCUCCGCAACUUUUGUUGAGAUAUCUGAAUUUUACACUGACUCGAGAUGUAAGAUCUCACGAUAAAUUCAACGCUUUCGGUUACGCUCUAGUUGGCGACCAAGAGAGCGCAUUGACUGUGUUAGAGUUUGUCAAAAACAAUAUUGAUGCUAUAAGAGUCGAAUACAUUGAAGAUGCCCCACUAAAACCUGUGCAUAAAGCAUUAGAAUACCUUGCAGAACACUUAAACGAGAAAGGUUUAAAUGAUUACGAGAACUGGCUCCGAACAACGCAGUCCAAAUCUCUCCAAUACGGUUCAGCUUUAUCAUCUAUAGCCAUGGCAAGAGGCAACUUAGCUUGGGGAACUGCCAACGCUGAAGACAUUUUAACAGCGGCUCGCGGCGGCGCUGUAACAGUUGCAACAUCAAUCACUUUGUUGAUUGUUAUGGCUUUUAUAUCAACUGUCGUGUGAUAAUUUCACAAGUUAUCAUAUUUGGUAUUAAAAUCUUUAAAAGAA